Molecule: messenger RNA, 756 nt
Organism: Melampsora larici-populina 98AG31
Lineage: Eukaryota; Fungi; Basidiomycota; Pucciniomycetes; Pucciniales; Melampsoraceae
Exons: 4
Coding region: 1-756 (251 amino acids)
Source: RefSeq, a predicted model, not a curated record
AUGUCCAUUGACGUCCCGGCAUUUAUUCAAGGGCGACAAUUUACUAUAAGCUGCAAAUUCGAUGUCCUAGCAGACGCACAUCCUCAAUCAGUAACUCUGUCUUCCACCAAACAAUUCCACUCUACGAUUACGACACAAAAUCAUGAUGGCGUAAUCAUCGACCAUGUGAUUGAAGGAUCUCCAGCUGAACCAGACUUUGCGCCUGUGUCCGUAGAUGGAGUAUAUGUGUUAAACGGCCGAUUAAUUUCACCCAAUGGUCAAUCUACCCCUCGGUUAUUUUACGAACCAACCUACCACCUCGUGUCUCGGAGCCUGGAGACCUCGGCCUCCGUUUUUGCCAAUCAAGUCUCAGUUCAAAGUGUCGGCUAUGUAAAAUCUGUCUCUUCGACCUCAAUUAUUUCACUUCAAGGUGGCCUCUCGCUCAUAGUAACGCACGAUGACUACGAUCAAUUACUACAAUGUGUCGUGUCUUUUGAUGUAGAAUAUGUAUGCAGUUCAUUGAGCCCCAUCAAGAUACCAGAUGCGUCUCGAUUGGUGGGACAUGAAAUUUUUAUUGUUGGUUUCUUGACGGGCAAAGACGAAAGAGAGCAUAUGUGGCAAGUAGAAGUGGAUAAGUGCAAUUGGGCAAAUAUGAAAGCUUAUGGCCAAUCAGGACGGGAGCAUGAGCAUUAUUUCUUAAUCAGGCCUAUUUUUUUUACUCGAAUUAUACUUCAUCAACUCGCCGCUACGGUUCAAAUCAGCCUAUUUUGUAUUUAG